UGACUGUGGGACGUUUUAAAGACAAAGUAUAGCGUUCCUUCUCACAGAAGCUGCAACCUGCCAGUGCGGAUUCAAACAGCAUUUGUCACACGUAUAUACAGCAUAUAUGUGGCCGUUUUUCCUUUGCGCCCACUCAUGUCCUCGUCUCGUCUCGGACAGCAGAAGUACAUCCAGAAGAUCUCACGUCAGGGGCCAGUGAUUUGGGGGGCACUCCGCAUGCUGGCCAUGCUGCCGCAACCGGCGACUACACGGGAUGUGUUUUCUACAAAGCAGAACUUCCACGACCAACUCCAACGGCCAGCCUGCUGCGGAAGUGGUGUGAAGUGUCUUUCAGCUGCUUGGAUUGGUGGUACGGUGAAAGGUGGAAGAUUGGGAUGCUCGCACCUUAAGAACUGUCUCCACUCCCUGACAUGAUCAUGGAAUCAUGUUCUGUGUUCACCACCCGUUUAUGUCUCUUUGGGGUUCCACAUCCUCCAAGUCGACGCGGGGGCGCUAUCCACAUCGCUGGUUCCAGCUUCGGUGCCUUUGGAAAAGCGAAAAGACAUUAAACCAUACCAGCUCCUGCAGGAUCCUGCAGGUGUCGGUGUCGGUGUACCUCGUGGCGGGGGUUGGAUCGGCCUUCGCUCGUUCGGUUUCCGUAGCUCAGAUCAUCUCAGAUCCGACCUUCCGGGUGAGGGAGCUGGGUGGCUCCCAGUUCGGUUUCCAGGUGACAUGGCAGAUGGUCCAUUGUUUGAAAGCUUUGGGGGCUGUACUUGACUAAGGGCACCUGUGUUCGAGGCACUUUGGUUUGUGCAACAUCAGUAUUUUCUGCGAAGACAAUGGAACCCUCUCGAUGCCUUGGCUUUCAUGACGGCGCGUUAUGAGUCCACUACGUGCGAACAUGUCCAAACGAGAUGAGGUGCCCUUCACGCUGCCAUUUGGAGGCUGACAACUCCACAAACUGAGUGAAGUGCCCAGAUCCUGCAACUUUUUUGGUUGCGGAAUCUGCAAUGCCUUGCGAGGAAGCCAUUGAAGCUGCCUUGAAGCAUUUUCAGACCGAGGACUCGGUGAGUAUGGCCAGCUUCGGAGGAGUCACGGUGCUCUAUCCCAAGCCAG
Durusdinium trenchii is the source of this 1095-nucleotide messenger RNA. Lineage: Eukaryota; Dinophyceae; Suessiales; Symbiodiniaceae. The record is from the annotation of a GenBank genome assembly.